AUGGCGCUUUCGGCGCGCGCCGCGCUGGUGGUGUGUUUGCGUCGCCUAGACAACAGUCACUUCCGCGAGCGGGACCGGGAGUUCCGGCUGGCUCCAAAUGAAAAAAUGAAGCAGGUUAUAAAGAAGACUAUAGAAGAAGCCAAAGCAAUAAUAUCUAAGAAACAAGUGGAAGCAGGUGUCUGUGUUACUAUGGCGAUGGUGAAAGAUGCCUUGGACCAGCUUCGCGGUGCAGUGAUGAUUGUUUAUCCCAUGGGGUUGCCAUCAUAUGAUCCCAUCCGGAUGGAAUUUGAAGAUAAAGAAGAUUUGUCAGGAACUCAGGCAGGACUCAGCGUCAUUACAGAAUCAGAGGCUCAGCUCUGGUGGGCAGCCAAGGAGUUAAGAAGAACAAAGAAGCUUUCAGACUACGUGGGGAAAAAUGAAAAGACCAAAAUUAUUGUCAAGAUUCAGCAACGGGGACAGGGAGCACCGGCCCGGGAACCUAUCAUUAGCAGCGAGGAGCAGAAGCAGCUGAUGCUGUAUUACCACAGGAGACAGGAGGAACCGCGUGUCGCGACCCUUGUCGACGCCUCCACCGGGGCCUCUGGAGCCGCCAUGGUCCUGCUACACGUGAAGCGAGGCGACGAGAGCCAGUUCCUGCUGCAGGCGCCGGGCAGCACCGAGCUGGAGGAGCUCACGGUGCAGGUGACCCGGGUGUACAACGGGCGGCUCAAGGUGCAGCGGCUGUGCUCAGGUGCGACCGGGGAGGCCGAGGAAACCGGGCGAUCGGGGCUGCAAGUUGGGCAGGACCGACAAGGAUCUCGGGCCAGGGCCGAGGUGCUGAGUUUAUGA
Octodon degus (degu) is the source of this 828-nucleotide messenger RNA. RefSeq names its product chromosome unknown C21orf59 homolog (gene Cfap298). Gene Ontology annotation, biological process: regulation of cilium movement. The record is from RefSeq and is a predicted model, not a curated record. Lineage: Eukaryota; Metazoa; Chordata; Mammalia; Rodentia; Octodontidae. The transcript has 6 exons. Bases 1 to 828 code for a protein of 275 amino acids.